AUGAAACGACCACCGAGACAACAGAAUAUCGUAUGGCUGAGUUUAUUUUUAUUAGUUUUACAAACGACGAGUCUUGUGCUUUUGUUACGUUAUUCGAGAACAAUUGAAUCAGCGGUAAAAUCUGAUCGUUAUGUAUCAUCAACAGCUAUUGUCGCAGCUGAACUAUUGAAAGGUCUUAUGUACCGAUCACUUGCUCGUGUUACAAGAACAUUAUAUAAUGAAAUCUAUUCUAAACCUUCUGAAACGUUCAAAUUAGCAAUACCUAGUGGUCUGUAUGCAGUGCAAAAUAAUCUUUUAUUUAUUGCAUUAUCUUAUUUAAAUGCGGCAACAUAUCAAGUUACUUAUCAACUGAAGAUACUCACAACAGCCUUAUGCGCUGUAUUUAUGCUUGGAAAACGAUUAGAUUCAUUAAAAUGGUUUUCAUUAUUUAUGUUAACUAUUGGAGUUGCUUUCGUGCAGUGGCCGGAUGAAACAAAGAUGUCAGCAACUCAUAUUCAAUCAAGCUGGUUGCAACAGUUUACUGGUCUCGGUGCUGUUUUAUUAUCAACGUUUACUAGUGGUUUUGCCGGUGUUUAUUUUGAAAAAAUACUCAAGACAGGUCCCACUUCUGUUUGGGUACGAAAUAUUCAGUUAGCCAUAUUCGGUACAUUAUUUGGUUUAGUUAUUGUUUACACAAUGGAUUAUAAUGUCGUAUUGGAAAAAGGUUUUUUUCAUGGAUAUACCACCAUCGUUUGGAUCGUUGUGUUUUUACAGGGUGCUGGUGGUCUAAUAAUCGCCGCUGUAAUUAAAUAUGCCGACAAUAUAGUUAAAGGUUUUGCAACAUCAUUGUCGAUAAUAUUAUCAUCUGUUGUGUCUUAUUUUCUUUUGCACGAUUUUCAACCGUCACUGUUUUUUUACCUUGGAACAACACUCGUUAUAGCCGCAACGUUUUUAUAUGGUUAUGAAAAGAAAAUUGUUGAACAAUUGAGAAUUUAA
Didymodactylos carnosus is the source of this 975-nucleotide messenger RNA. NCBI's taxonomy places the organism in Eukaryota, Metazoa, Rotifera, Eurotatoria, Philodinida, Philodinidae. The record is from the annotation of a GenBank genome assembly.